AUGCCAUAUACCAUAUCGGACCCCGAAGCCCUCCGCAAUGCGAUCUUGAUGGCAGCUACACACUUUACUUUCAAGGUCGGCAGUCUCGAAGCAUUUGAGCAUACAUUCCUCUUUCAUAGAAUUGAGACCGUGCGACUGGUGAAAAAAUGGCUUUCCAGUGGAGAUCUCACCCUUUCAGCUGCCAUCACCAAACAGAUUGCCACGCUGGCAUAUACAGAGUUCUGUAGUGGUAACAUGCAAAUGGCUGAAAAGCAUUUAAAUGUCAUCUACGCUCUGCCAUGUCGGACAACAGACCCAUCGACUACUAAUGGCAAGACUCGUGACCAAGAGCUUUCUGAUCGCUAUUAUCUACUUACCUCCACUUUCAUCCACGGCGUACAAACCGUUCUCCAUGGCAUCCUCCGCGCCGAAGAAUCAACCGAAGACAAGAGCAGCCUCUCAGUCUCCAAUCCCAUGCGUCUCAUGCACAAAUGGUACAAGUCAGAAGGCCAGUACCUGCACUGUCUUAAACUCAAAGCCAUACGCCUCUUUUCAACAUUCUUCAUACUGCCCAAUAUCGGAGCAAGGCUCUCUGACGUCCACAGCGCGUCAAUAGUAAACAGUCUUCGUCAAGUCACGGACGAAUUCUACAAUCUCACGGAAGCUCAAAAGAUACACGACGAGUUCUGGAGGACCGGUGCAGCUGCUAGAGUUUACGACGCAGUUCUUGAAUCACAUCAAACCUCAAUUACACCCACUGACCACCAACAUGAAGCGACUUCAGAGGCUGAGCAAAAGACUUCAUGGUGCGGAUUGGUCGUUGCAACUGAGUUAUUCCUUGAACAGGUAGUUGUUCUGUGGCGUCCUUUCACGAAGGAGAUAUACCUCUGUAGCAUGAGGAUAUUCCAGCGUGAUCUCACAUUUGCGCUUCAGAAGACGAAUACGCCUGACAUCGCAGAACUGUUGUUCUGGGAAUCGUUUCUGGGAUUGAUGAGUCUUUAUUUACAUGAGAAACUUGGGGAUAUGGAGCGAGAACCCGGCUUCAAGCCAUUUUUCGAGAGGGUCAUAAAGGAACAAAGUAGAGAUAUGGGGUUGGAGAAGUGGGAGGAUGCAAGGAGGGUCUUGUUGAACAUUGCAUGGCCGUUGGACUUUUCUGAGGAUGAUUAUGUAAAAGAAAUAUGGGAAGCUGCAGUAGCUGACUAG
Fusarium fujikuroi IMI 58289 is the source of this 1182-nucleotide messenger RNA. RefSeq lists its product as uncharacterized. Lineage: Eukaryota; Fungi; Ascomycota; Sordariomycetes; Hypocreales; Nectriaceae. Bases 1 to 1182 code for a protein of 393 amino acids. The transcript is spliced from 3 exons. The record is from RefSeq and is a predicted model, not a curated record.